Molecule: messenger RNA, 960 nt
Organism: Jaculus jaculus (lesser Egyptian jerboa)
Lineage: Eukaryota; Metazoa; Chordata; Mammalia; Rodentia; Dipodidae
Product: olfactory receptor 10Q1
Exons: 1
Coding region: 1-960 (319 amino acids)
Biological process (GO): G protein-coupled receptor signaling pathway
Cellular component (GO): membrane
Molecular function (GO): G protein-coupled receptor activity; olfactory receptor activity
Source: RefSeq, a predicted model, not a curated record
AUGUUGGCUGGGAAGCCCGUCCUCAACCACUCUGGCCUCCCCGAGUUCGUGUUCCGAGUGUUCACCACCAUCCCUGAGUUCCAGGUGCUUCUCUUCCUUCUCUUCCUCCUCCUCUACCUCAUGAUCAUCUGUGGCAACACGGCCAUCAUCUGGGUGGUCUGCACACACAGCUCCCUCCGCACGCCCAUGUACUUCUUCCUGUGCAAUCUGUCCUUCCUGGAAAUCUGCUACACCUCCGUGGUGGUGCCCUUGAUGCUGUCCAACAUCUUUGGGGCCCAGACGCCCAUUGCACUGGCUGGCUGUGGGGCCCAAAUGUUCUUUUUUGUCACUCUGGGCAGCACUGACUGUUUUCUCUUGGCAGUCAUGGCCUACGACCGAUAUGUGGCCAUCUGCCACCCACUGCACUAUAGUCUCAUCAUGACCCCAAAGCUAUGCAUCCAGAUGGUUCUGGGCUCCCUGGGCCUGGCCCUCUUCCUCUCCCUGCAGCUAACGACCUUAAUCUUCACUUUACCAUUCUGCGGACAUCACAGGGAAAUCAACCACUUCCUCUGUGACGUGCCCCCAGUUCUCCGCCUGGCCUGUGCAGACACCCAUGUUCACCAGGCAGUACUCUAUGUAGUGGGCAUCCUGGUGCUGGCCGUGCCCUUCCUGCUGAUCUGCGUCUCCUACGCGUUCAUUGCCUCCACGAUCCUGCGCAUGCGCUCAGCCGAGGGCCGCCGGCGCGCCUUCUCCACCUGCUCCUCGCACCUCACGGUGGUCCUGCUGCGGUACGGUUGCUGCAGCCUGGUCUACCUCCGGCCUCGCUCCAGCUCCUCCGAGGACGAGGACCGCCAAAUCGCCCUGGUCUAUACCUUUGUCACCCCCUUACUCAACCCUUUGAUUUACACCCUCAGGAACAAGGAUGUCAAAGGGGCUCUGAGGAACGCACUCUUGAACAAAGCAGCCUCUGACACCAGUUAA